AUGACAGAACACAAUCAGACUCUGUUAACUGUGUUUGUCCUCACUGGACUCACAGAACACCCUGAUCUAAAGAUUGUGCUGUUCCUGGUGUUUCUUGUCAUCUACCUCAUCACCAUGGUGGGCAACCUUGGACUGAUUGCUCUCAUCUGGAAGGACUCCCACCUUCAGACCCCCAUGUACCUAUUCCUUAGUGGUUUGGCCUUUGCUGACUCAUGGACUUCAUCCUCUGUGACUCCUAGGAUGCUUAUAAACUUUUUAUCUAAGAAUCAUGAGAUUUCCCUGGUUGAAUGUUUUACCCAAUUUUAUUUUAUGGGUUCCAGUGCAACCACAGAAUGUUUCCUCCUCCUAGUGAUGGCCUAUGACCGCUAUGUGGCCAUAUGCAAUCCCUUGCUUUAUCCAGUGGUGAUGUCCAAUAGACUCUGCACUAAGCUUAUAGCUGUUACAUACUUAAUUGGUGUUUUGCACUUAGCAAUUCAUGUGGGUUUGUUAGUUAGAUUAACUUUCUGUAGAUCCAACAUCAUACAAUAUUAUUAUUGUGAAAUUUUACAACUUUACAAAAUUUCUUGUACUGAUUCUACAGUUAAUGUCCUUGUGCUUUUAAUCUUUUCAAGUUUUAUACAAGCCUUCACCUUUGUAACCAUCAUGGUCUCUUAUACUCACAUCCUCUUUUCCAUUAUAAGGAAGAAGUCUGAAAAUGGAAGAAGCAAAGCUUUGUCCACCUGCAGUGCCCAUCUGUUCUCUGUCUCUUUGUUCUAUGGUACACUUUUUCUCAUUUAUGUUUGUCCUAGGUCUGGAUCAUCUGAAGACAAAGAAAAAAUGCUUUCUUUAUUUUACACAAUAAUAAUUCCCCUUCUAAAUCCAUUUAUUUAUAGCUUGAGGAACAAAGAAGUUAUAAGUGCCUUUAGAAGAAUAAUGAAGAAAUAA
Molecule: messenger RNA, 924 nt
Organism: Nannospalax galili (Upper Galilee mountains blind mole rat)
Lineage: Eukaryota; Metazoa; Chordata; Mammalia; Rodentia; Spalacidae
Product: olfactory receptor 5AC1-like
Exons: 1
Coding region: 1-924 (307 amino acids)
Biological process (GO): sensory perception of smell; G protein-coupled receptor signaling pathway
Cellular component (GO): membrane
Molecular function (GO): G protein-coupled receptor activity; odorant binding; olfactory receptor activity
Source: RefSeq, a predicted model, not a curated record